UUUUUUAUAUAGAUUGACUUUCAAUUUCUUAUACACGGAGCCUUUUCUCUCUACCUCUUCCUUUCUCUUUCACGACAUGCUUGGUUCUUCCCUCUCCAGCGAAAGUGCCAUCGGGCCUCCUCCUUCUCGUCCUUCUCUCAGCUCCUGAGGCCAGUGGCGGUUGUUAAGCUUCUCUUGGACAGGGGGAAACAUAGGGCAAUGGAAGACCAGACUGGUCGAAAAGGAGCCAAUUGGGGUGCAGGAAAUACUGAGAGCCAUUUAAAAUAUGCCGUUGAUGCAGGAUUCUUAUCGGGCGCACACCCAAACACUCCUGACCUUGAUGACGAAGAAUCCAACCAACUUGCGAGCUCUGACUCAGAGAGCUGUGACUUGGUUGGUGAGUCCGAGCCGCCACACGGGUUGGCCAAUUUGGUGGCGAGCUUCCGAGUCUUCUCUGAGUCGCUGUUGAGGAUGGAGCGAGCCCAGCUGGAGAUGGCCAAGGCGAGGGAGGCUUCGCGAUUGGAAGCAGAGAAGCGGCGGGUUGAGUUGGAGGCCGAGUUGACUCGGAUGCUAUUGCAGACUCAGCUGCAGAUAGCCUCAUUUACCUCGCGCCAGAGCCCAAGUCGAAAGCGAAAGCGCGUCGAAGAAAACGAGUCACCACCUAUUUCUGAAAGGGAAGGAGCUUUGCUGUUUGGUUUAAUCCAGUGCAAUUUGCUGUUUUGAAGUUACUUGUGGCCCUAAAUUUUGGGAAAUUUUAUGUAAUGGUUUCCUUCUUCCUUUAGAAAAUAAUAAUAAAAAUAGAUCGUGUAAAAGUGAUACUCCAUGUUAAGGAUAAGAUCCUUUUCAUUUCAAGUAAAAUAAACUCCAGAUUAAUUUUCCAUAUAUAAUAGUGUACAUAUUACCACGAA
Alnus glutinosa is the source of this 887-nucleotide messenger RNA. RefSeq lists its product as uncharacterized. Gene Ontology annotation, cellular component: nucleus. Lineage: Eukaryota; Viridiplantae; Streptophyta; Magnoliopsida; Fagales; Betulaceae. The record is from RefSeq and is a predicted model, not a curated record. The transcript has 3 exons. Gene Ontology annotation, molecular function: transcription cis-regulatory region binding. The coding region runs from base 199 to 702 and encodes 167 amino acids.